Messenger RNA from Adineta ricciae, 207 nucleotides. The record is from the annotation of a GenBank genome assembly. NCBI's taxonomy places the organism in Eukaryota, Metazoa, Rotifera, Eurotatoria, Adinetida, Adinetidae.
AUGGUCAAAACGAAGUAUGGGAAAUACCUGAAAAGGUGGACAACGACCCCUGAUAGUGAAGACGACGACGACGACGAUGAGGAUGAGGAUGAGGAUGAAGAAGUAGAGCAAUAUAACAAUAACUCGAAUAUGUCAACAACGAAUGGUCAGCCUAAUAAUGCAACUAAAACAAAUGAUGUAUCAACUCAAACUGAUCCUCUUCAUUAA